Molecule: messenger RNA, 987 nt
Organism: Ramularia collo-cygni
Lineage: Eukaryota; Fungi; Ascomycota; Dothideomycetes; Mycosphaerellales; Mycosphaerellaceae
Product: related to Ester hydrolase C11orf54 homolog
Exons: 1
Coding region: 1-987 (328 amino acids)
Cellular component (GO): nucleus
Molecular function (GO): hydrolase activity, acting on ester bonds; zinc ion binding
Source: RefSeq, a predicted model, not a curated record
AUGCUGACAACAACAUAUCCUCUCUCUCCACCUUCCUUGGACGAAAUCGCUGGAAUUCUGCGUCCAGCACUAGAGGCAAACUUCCAAAAAGCAACCAUCAGCGUCUCACAAUGUCCCGAUCUUCGCAAAGCGCCCUUCCACCUAGCAGCAGAAKGUCUCUCCGGCAACGAAAGCAUAGCAGAUAUCGGCGGCCAACCCAACCUCUUUCCUGAACCCAGAUUCGAAUGCAAAUACAACCUUUUAGACAUUGCAAAAGAGAUGAAGAUGAGCCCUGAAAAAGGCCAACUUCUCGGUGCAGGAGCCGGACCCUUUCACGUUAUCGGUAUCAACUCAGAGCUCAGUCCCAAUCUAAGCUGGGAGGACAGUUUCGAGAAUGUCAACAACUUGACCUAUUAUACCAAAUUCGACGGUACAAUGGGAAAGCACGCUGCAAUUUGUGAGAGAAGUCCCUCGUCAGACUGCGCGCUCAUGAUGAAUCUCUAUGGCUCCUCAGGUCUCCCAGGUCCAGUUCUCAAAAUCACUGCCCGAGCUCGAAAAGGCGAUCAAAAGAGUUUCACAGAAUGUAUACAACAAGCACUAUACKAAGCCUUUCGCGACGACCGACCAAUCAGUAUGGGAGGGAUGUUCCUCAUAAAGACAGGAACCGCUCACUUCCACGUCAUGCCCGACUUUCCCCCCAAAGAAGAUCUCCCGUUCAAAAACGCAAAACAGCUCAACGACUGGCUUACAUAUCAUGAUUUCAAGGCUCCGAUUGUAUGUCUCAGUGUCUUUCACACUGCAGAUCCAGGGAAGCGUUUCGGAUUGAGAAUGGAGCAUACGCAUUGCUUCUCUACGGAUGGAUCGGGUUCGGGGGGACAUUAUCACUAUGAUUUGCCGGCUGGGGAUGGCGUUGCGGAGGUAGAGUAUGAAGGAUAUUUCAAUGUCGCGAAGACGCUUCAUCGAAUUGAUAGGCCUGUCGUUACGCUCGAGCGGGAUUCGCGCGAUUGA